GCGCUGCGCAGCGUGCGCCGGGCGGCUAAUGCCAUGGCUAAUGUCAGGCCGCCCCGCCAGCAGCGCGAGAGGACUGACUCCCCGACCACUUCCCGCGCAGGGGUGGUGCUUGGCCGCACUGAGGUGUUUCACCGUUGCUGGCAGGAUGAAAAUAUCAGCCUUUUACAACAGCAAUAAUCCAUUCCCUCUUGAUGCUGAACUGAGGGUCACAGUUUCUGAGGACAGCGAUGAUCCAGCCGGGCGCUUGGUGUUGGGCAGCGGCUCUACUGUGAGCUGUCAGACUACAAAGGCCUCCACGCCCUUGCAAGACUUUUGCUUUUCCAAGCAGCACUAUAGGCUCUACCAGAAAAAGUACUUCUUGAAGAUAGCCACAGACCUGAGAUUCUCCAAGGAAGUUGUGAAGCACAGAGGACUGCAAAGCCUGCCAUAUAAAGAGUGUGAUUUCAAGGAUCUCUACAAUGCUUCUGACAUCAUCCAAAAGCCAAAAAGGAAAGAACCGAUUGCUAAGAAAGUAGGGCAACAACCAUUCAAGCUUAGCCCUCUGAAGCAACCACCUCGCCAUAUGAAAUUGGAUUUUUCCCCACCUAAGGACACCAGGGUUAAAGUCCCCAUGGAAGAGAGACUGCAGAGAACCAAACUGGACAGCUCACUCAAAGAGUCAUCUCUGCCACCUAUUACUCCUUCUCUUCCUUGUGAAUCUCCUGCCACACAGACAUUCCUGACAGAAUCCUAUGAAAUGUUAUCAUCCUCCAUGACCAGAAGACAGGCAAAGAGAGUACCCGUGGAUAACAUCCAAGAAUCAAAGAGCGAGGCCCGGGGAUGGGAGCAAAUGCUGUUGGAGAAGCUGAAUAGGUCCACAGCUCAGUGGAUUGUGAAUCAGCAGGCUGCCUGGGGAGGUUGGAUUCAGGGGAAUGUCCAUGGCUUCAAGAAACAAAAGUUUGACUGGAACAGAAUCAGGGAUGAACUCUCUUCUGAAAGCGAGUUGAGGUUAUUGGAUGCAAUUCAAGCAGAAGAAGAUGUCGUGGAAGUCAGUCCCCAGAGCCAUGUGGAGAAGAAACCAGAGACACUGCUUCCAGUUUAUUACAGGGUACCAGCUUACUGCCCGAGGGUGCUUUGGACAGAUGACCCAGUUGGUACCAACAGUACAGCUCAAAUAAUAGGAAAGAAGUGUCUUAGACCAACAUCUCUUUUGAAGAACCAGGAACAGCUGAACUCCCAUGUUGGGAAAUACUUCUAUACCACUAAGAACGCUUUUGAGCAGGAGCUCUACUUUGGGACAGUCAAGAUUGUCCAUCAGGUAGAUGAGAGGGGAAAGGAUCACUUCAUCCUGGAGAAUCAUGAUGAGUACUACAAACACCUCCAGCAGCACUUCCCGAGACCUCCAGAGCAUUGGAGUUUCAAGGCACAGAAAGGGGCAGCUCGGAGGCCUGUGAGGGGAGCCUUCCGUUGGAUUGCUCUGCCUACCCUUGCUGAUGACUUUGCACAAAGGGGCCAGGAGUCAUCUCCUGCAAAGGCCAGGAGAGGGAGAAAUGAGCACAAGGAACCUAAAGAAGUCCUGCCUCAGCAUGUACAUAUCCUCAAAACAAUGCUGGAGCAAUGGAAGAACGCCUGGAAGCUGACUCCCCGGUGGCAGAAUGCAACUAUUGAAGGCUUAAUGAGGGCCCUUACAGAUAUACAUGAUGUCAUUCGGGUCACAGCUCUAAUAACCUGUGCCACUGCAGUGUUGGAGCGACCCAGACUAGACAGUGACAGUCAGGAGUCAGGACUACAUGGCAUUGGAAAGGCCCCAGUUAUUCAGGAUGUGCCUGUGGAACUACAGCCUUUGCUUAGAAAGACUCUGAGGGAUGAGAAUGCCCAUGUGAGAAUGGCUGCUGCCGUGUGCCACUACACCGUAGGGAUGUGGAAUGAUGAGGCACAAAUGAUCAUGAAGGAAGCUCUGGUACAUGGUAAUUCUGCAGACAGCUGGGCAGCAGCACAGUGCCUGGCAUUGGAGGGCAUUGCCACUUUCCCUGUAGUAAAGAAGAUCCUUUCCCAGAUGUUUGAUAAGAACGACAGCACCACAGAGGAGCAGGCAUGUCUUCUAUUAACUCAGCUCAGUGAAUGCUCGAGCUUGGUUUACUCCCUACUGGCAGCCAAACUGAACAGCUGCCAGUGGAAAGAUCGGAUUUUGGCUUGCAGGGCGCUCUCUCGUAUCCGUGGGUAUGUAAGCCAGGACCUGAAGAACAAGCUUGCGCAGCUGAUGUGGAAUGACUGGAACAUGGAGGUGCGCCAGGCAGCUGCCCUGGCACUGGGGCAGAUGAAGCUUGGGAAAGAAGUCCAUGACCAGCUCAGGGUGAAGCUGAACAGAGGAGAUUGCCGGAUGAAGGUGGAAGCGCUCUCAUUGAUUGGCUGGCUACGGCUUAUGACAGCGAAGUUGCUUCCGGGCUUCCUUCAGUGCUUCUCCAAUGACUUUGUUGCAGUCCGGAGAGAAGCUUGCCUUACCGCUGGAGCACUCAGGAUCAAAGAUGAAAUGGUGCUAACGUGCCUCUUUAAGAUGAUGCAGACUGACCCUCAUUGGAAAAUCAAGGCUUUUGCCAUCAGAGCACUGGGCCAAAUAGGCCAUGUGACCCCCCAGCUGAAACAUCAUCUUCUUUGGGCUGUUCAUCAUGAGGAGGAACCUGGAGUACGAAGAGAGGCCUGUCGUAGCAUCGUCACCCUCCAGCUGCAGGAUGAAAGUGUUCGGGCCAUCUUAUUGGAGAGGUUGAUUCUGGAGCCAGAUGAGAUGGUCAGAGAGGAAAUGAAUAAAGCUGUGAAGAUUUUCAAUUUUCAACAUACAGAGGAACAGGAAAUGAUUCAGAAGAUCAAGAAUGAGAUUUCCAGGCUAAGCCAAAAGGACUUGGUGACCCAGAAACUGCUGAAACUCGAAGAGAUUAUAGGUCAUUUGUGGCAGGAAGCCAACCGAAUCUAUCAUGCAAAGGAGCAUAGCUCUGCCCACAAGGAUAUACUGCAGAAUCUCAUAGCUGUCCUUGGAUCCACUUUCUCUGGUCAAAGCUGUUCCACCAGGAUGGAUUCUCAGAUCUGGACCCCUGAUUCAAAUUUACCAUCAUUUGUGAAAAUCUCUUCAAGGCCCUGGACACGAGAAGCCAUCUUAUCAACACUGGGAUCUCACCACAGUGAUGUGUCAUCAUAUAUGAACAAACUGUGAAAUCCUAUGGAAAGGGGACAGUCAUCAGGAUCACUUUGCAAGGAGAAGAAUCCAUCCAACCUGUUUGUCCCGUGACAAGAGACCAGAUUGUUACUUAGCUUAACCUCACAUAUGCCUUGGGGGGAAGAUGAUACAGGAAUUCUGACAUCCUGUUAGACUUUGGGAGCUGUGUAUGACCUUUGGCUGGAAGCAUGAAAUCUGUCUCAGUAAUAGGAAUUUUUUUUCUAUGACUAGUUUAUCUGUAAAGUAACCCUGCUCUGCAGUUGAAGUAUAUACACACUUUCUUUUACUACUGCUAUCAGUGCCUAUCUCAUUGGAGAUGGUACACAAUGGGAUAUUUCAUAUUGGACCAACAAAUGAUUUUUACAUAUAUAUAAGACACAAACUUUGGAGCUAAAAAGAUUUGCUCAAACCUUUUUCAUCUGAAAAUAUGGUGGUCCAGUGUAAAGGAAUUAUUACCUACCAAGUACCCUUCUUGAGAAUGAAAAGGGCUACGUUUCUGCAUAUCUCCUAAUUAAAAUGGAUAGGUGGAAUUAGGCUCAGCAGGAAAAUAUUAAAAGCACAUCAUCAGCCUAAUAUAACACCAGACACAAGAUUUCCAGGAAUACUAACAUCUUGGCAUGUAGCUGGAAUGACUGCAUUUCUACUUAUGGGUCCCUUUAGUCGAUUGGGCAUCACACAGAGAUUCUAACUGUUAUGCUUAUAGUGCCUUGUAUGGUUUCAUGUCUGAUCUUGGGUAAUGUCUUACCAUAACCUCCACCAAUAAUGUAAAACAGAGGAAAGUAUUUAAGAGACAGAGGCUAAGGCAGAUGAGUCAUAAACUUGACUCAAUCUCAGGUAUUUAGGGAGUAUAUAUUCACUGGCUGGGAACCACCUUCCUAUUAAUGUGCUACAAAGAGCUCUACAAAAGGUUUGUCAAAGUAUCAUCAGGUGUUAUUUUGGGCUGUGCUGAGUUAUUUUGUAUCCAAACAGAGCCCGAUGUGGGCAGACUUACAUUACAAGGUUAUAUUACACGAGGAAUGGAAUUUCAGUUGGGUAGGAUCCAAGUUCCAGUAUAUUUCUAUUCAGACCAAAACUUCUACUUAUAAUGGAGAUGGGAGACACCAGGUGACAAGCUAUGUCUUCUUAAGGAAUUCCAAGAGCCAAAAACUGUGGACUUGCAUAGCAUUUUAUGCCAAAUGUACUAAAGUACCCCCAUCCCCACUCAUCCUUGUCAGUUCUCUCCAAGGACUUCAGGUCUCCCAGAAUGAUGAUAUAAAUGACUGUAAACUUACACAAGUUUAGGGAAUACUGCCUGUUCUGAAAUGUCAAUUACACAAGGUUAAUUCUAUGCUAAGGGAACUUUACUCUCUUAUCCUCCAAUUCAAUUGUUAUUUCAGCCAUCAAGACUCACUGCAGAUGGAAAAGGCUAACAAGUUUAAUAAAUUUCAGUGUUACUAUGCUGAAUCAUUAAA
Molecule: messenger RNA, 4638 nt
Organism: Chelonia mydas (Green sea turtle)
Lineage: Eukaryota; Metazoa; Chordata; Testudines; Cheloniidae
Gene: HEATR4
Product: HEAT repeat containing 4
Exons: 17
Coding region: 29-3184 (1051 amino acids)
Molecular function (GO): oxidoreductase activity
Source: RefSeq, a predicted model, not a curated record